UCAUUUGUUAACGCGUUUGGUUUACUACCUUCAAGUGUUCCCAAUUAUUCUCUGUGCUUUCGGCAUAUAUUCGUACGAAUUACGCCUGUCGUAAACAAAAACUUGAUUCAAUUUAUUUUUUGUUUUUCAAGUGUUUGAAGCGUGUGCCAAAAAAAAAAACGCGUGUGCGUUUGCCAAACUGCAAUUAAGCGCUCUCUGCUGAAAUUUUCAAAUUAUUGUAAAUCACUUUUACUAAUUUGUGCUAAGCAGAGCAGAGCUUAGAGCUGUAGCGAGCAUCACAUAACAAGCUGCAAAUCUAUUGAGGGUAAGGCCGUAGUAACAAUCCAGACAACCCUUUGAUCUACAGUUGAUGGCGCUUAGUGUUGUGAGCGAUCAAUGCGUCUAAUUGGGGGCCAACGAGCAGUGUGGCAAAUUCAAAUCGUGUGCGUGGCAUAAUUGCACAUUGUAAGCUGCUGCAGCGUUGCAAGCAACAAGGCCGCCACAUUGGAAGGAAAACGACUUUUCACGGCAGUUAACAAGUUCUUAACUGGAUCCAGCAUUGCGCGUGAGCUGCGGCAGCUAAUGACUCGUAAUACGUCGCUGAGUGAGGAUGAGCCCGAGGAGCAGGACGAGCAGCAGCAGCAGCAGCCCAUGGCGUUGGCAUCUGCAGCGGAGCAAGCGCCACAGUCUUUGGCUGACGACGUGCAGCUGGCACCAGCAGCGCAGCAGCGACGUCAGCGUCAACGCAAGCGUCAAACACGCAGCGCUGCCAACGCUGGCUCCGAUGCCGACACGGACUCGAGCUCCUGCGAAGCUGCAGUCGCCGGCGUAGGCAAUCGCGUUAGCGUCAGCUAUGCGCAGCGCAAUCUUAGCGAGCAAGUUGUGUACGAGCAGCACAAUGACGACGAGGACUAUGACUACGACGACGAUGAAGAGGAGGAGCUGGAGGAGGAGGAGGAGGACGACGACUAUGAUGACUAUAAAGCGCUGCCAGCUGUAAACGCUGCGCCUGCUGCUGCUGCUGCUGCUGCUGCUGCUGUGCGCGUUGCCGCCGGCAGGGAACGCGACCAGGCACGACCACUCGCUGGUCAGGGCUCCGUUUCGGUCUCCGGCUCCAGCUCCAGCUCGAGCAUGUUGCGCAGCAAGCGCAAAACGAAAACACGACAAUUCUCGCAGCGCGCCAGCUCCUAUGCGGUCGAUGCUGGUCAUGGUGAAAUGGACGCCGAUGCGCUGGACAAGCGUCGCUGCAUCUCCAAGGGCCAAAUGCGUGAAUUUCGCGAGGCGUUUCGUCUGUUCGACAAAGAUGGCGAUGGGUGCAUUACCAAGGAGGAGCUGGGCACAGUGAUGCGCUCGCUGGGGCAGUUUGCGCGCGUCGAGGAGCUGCAGGAAAUGCUGCAGGAGAUCGAUGUCGAUGGCGAUGGCAAUGUGAGCUUCGAGGAGUUUGUCGACAUCCUUUCGAAUAUGACGUAUGAGGAUAAGUCCGGACUAUCCUCGGCCGAUCAGGAGGAGCGUGAGCUGCGCGACGCCUUUCGCGUGUUCGAUAAGCACAAUCGUGGCUAUAUAACUGCCUCGGAUUUGCGUGCGGUGCUGCAGUGCCUCGGCGAGGAUCUGGACGAGGAGGACAUUGAGGACAUGAUCAAGGAGGUGGAUGUGGAUGGCGAUGGACGCAUUGACUUUUAUGAGUUUGUGCAUGCGCUGGGCGAGCCCGAGGACUCGCAGGAGAACGAUGACGAGGAGGAGAACACAACGUCGCCGCUGCCUACGCCCAAGUCGACUGUUAGCCUCAGCUACGAUUGAGUUUGGCAACACACACACGAACGCACACACAGACAACGAAUGGUAAGCAAACAAGCUUGCCACACACACACAU
Molecule: messenger RNA, 1849 nt
Organism: Drosophila busckii
Lineage: Eukaryota; Metazoa; Arthropoda; Insecta; Diptera; Drosophilidae
Exons: 6
Coding region: 562-1776 (404 amino acids)
Molecular function (GO): calcium ion binding; enzyme regulator activity
Source: RefSeq, a predicted model, not a curated record